UCAAGCUUGGAGCACCGCCCAGGCCGCGGGACCGCGCCCCAACCUGGUCGCCGCGCGCGCGCGCGCGGGCGCGCCGGGACCGAAGAACCUUUUUAAGUGGGGGCGGAGGCCGGAUUGCGAUUGCGAUCGCGAUGGCGAACCCGGGCUACCUGCUGUGCUUGUUGGGUUUGCUGCUAUGCGGGCUUGCAAGUCCCGGGAUGACCAGACCCUUCAACCACGGCUCCGAGAGGCCCAUCAUCGGAGUAAUAAUGCAAAAAUGUUUUGGGAAAAUGGCGAAGUUGGGAAAAUACUACAUUGCUGCGUCCUAUGUGAAGUAUAUAGAGUCUGCAGGUGCACGAGUUGUGCCCAUAAGGCUCGAUCUUAGUGAUGCAGAGUAUGAAGGACUUUUUAGAUCUAUUAAUGGAGUUCUCUUUCCUGGAGGAGGUGCUAACCUAACACAUUCAGGUUAUUCUCGAGUGGCCAAAAUAUUUUUCAGCAAGGCUAUAGAGAGCUUUGAUAAUGGAGACCAUUUUCCUGUGUGGGGAACAUGCCUUGGAUUUGAGGAGCUUUCUAUCCUGGUUAGUGGAGAAAACUUACUAACGAGUACAGACACCAAGUCAGAGAAAUUGCCCUUGAACUUCUCUGAAGGGGCAAGGAAGAGCAGAAUGUUCCAACAUUUUCCUACUGAGUUAUUGAAUUCAUUAGCAGUAGAAAACCUGACCGCAAACUUUCACAAAUGGAGCCUCUCUGUGAAGAAUUUUACAGAAAAUGAAAAGUUAAAGAAGUUUUUCAAUAUAUUAACAACCAAUACAGAUGGCAAUACUGAGUUCAUUUCAUCCAUGGAAGGAUUUAAGUAUCCAGUGUAUGCUGUCCAGUGGCAUCCUGAGAAAGCACCAUUUGAGUGGAAGGAUCUGAGCGGUAUUUCUCAUGCACCAAAUGCUGUGAAGACUUCAUUCUACUUAGCAGAAUUUUUAAUUUCUGAAGCUCGGAAAAACAAUCACCACUUUGAGAACAUACUUGAGGAGACUGCAUCCUUGAUUUACCAGUUCUGUCCAGUUUAUACUGGAAAUAUUUCUUCAUUUCAGCAAUCUUAUAUGUUUGACUGAAAUUCUUCAAUAUGGAAACACAGCAACUUUGAGUAAUUCUGUGAUUGAAUUGCUGACACUGCUCAGGGCAGUAUGAGAAAGCCACACAGAUGUCUUUGCUGUGUGCUUGGUUCUGAUUCAUGGCUUAUUACAUGAUUAUCUUUAUCAGAUUUGAUAGCCUGACAAUGAAAAAGAUAAAAAAAAAUCAGUGUUUUUCAUGAAAAUGCCUUCUUAUGUCUGAAGAUUCUAAAAUACAAGUUUUUGAAAAUAUA
Mus pahari (shrew mouse) is the source of this 1336-nucleotide messenger RNA. It is a transcript of the gene Ggh, whose product is annotated as gamma-glutamyl hydrolase. Gene Ontology annotation, biological process: tetrahydrofolylpolyglutamate metabolic process. Lineage: Eukaryota; Metazoa; Chordata; Mammalia; Rodentia; Muridae. Bases 132 to 1085 code for a protein of 317 amino acids. Gene Ontology annotation, molecular function: gamma-glutamyl-peptidase activity. The transcript has 9 exons. Gene Ontology annotation, cellular component: vacuole. The record is from RefSeq and is a predicted model, not a curated record.